GGGGACCGGGACGCACGGCCGGCGCGCGGGACGCGGCCAUGGAGGACGCGGGAGCAGCUGGCCCGGGGCCCGAGCCCGAGCCCGAGCCGGAGCCCGCGCCGGAGCCCGAGCCGGGCGCUGGCACGUCCGAGGCGUUCUCCCGACUCUGGAGGGACGUGAUGGGCAUCCUGGACGGCUCACUGGGAAACAUCGACGACCUGGCGCAGCAGUAUGCAGACUAUUACAAUACCUGCUUCUCCGACGUGUGCGAGAGGAUGGAGGAGCUGCGGAAACGGCGGGUUUCCCAGGACCUGGAUGUGGAGAAACCUGAUGCCAGUCCCACGUCACUUCAGCUGCGGUCCCAGAUCGAAGAGUCGCUUGGCUUCUGCAGCGCCGUGUCAACACCAGAAGUGGAAAGAAAGAACCCUCUUCAUAAAUCAAAUUCAGAAGACGGCUCUGUAGGAAAAGGAGAUUGGAAGAAGAAAAAUAAGUAUUUCUGGCAGAACUUCCGAAAGAACCAGAAAGGAAUAAUGAGGCAGACUUCAAAAGGAGAAGAUGUUGGUUAUGUUGCCAGUGAAAUAACGAUGAGCGAUGAGGAACGGAUCCAGCUGAUGAUGAUGGUCAAAGAAAAGAUGAUCACCAUUGAGGAAGCCCUUGCUAGGCUCAAGGAGUACGAGGCCCAGCACCGGCACUCAGCUGCCCUGGGCCCUGCCGACUGGCCGGAUGGUCCUUACCCGACAUGUGACGGCUCGUCCAACUGCAAUUCAAGAGAACAAUCGGAUGAUGAGACCGAGGAGUCGGUGAAGUUUAAGAGGUUACACAAGCUGGUAAACUCCACUCGCAGAGUCAGAAAGAAACUAAUUAGGGUGGAAGAAAUGAAAAAGCCCAGCAAUGAAGGUGGGGAGGAGCACGUGUUUGAGAAUCCGCCGGUCCUGGACGAAAGGUCUGCCCUUUACUCUGGAGUGCACAAGAAGCCCUUUUUCUUUGACGGCUCUCCUGAGAAACCUCUGGAAGAUGACUCGGACUCUCUCACCACGUCUCCGUCGUCCAGCAGCCUGGAUACCUGGGGAGCCGGCCGGAAGUUGGUCAAAACCUUCAGCAAAGGAGAGAGUCGGGGCCUGAUUAAGCCCCCCAAGAAGAUGGGGACGUUCUUCUCCUACCCAGAAGAAGAAAAGGCCCAGAAAGUGUCCCGCUCCCUCACGGAGGGGGAGAUGAAGAAGGGUCUCGGGUCCCUGAGCCACGGGAGAACCUGCAGUUUUGGAGGAUUUGACUUGACAAAUCGUUCUCUGCACAUUGGCAGUAAUAAUUCUGACCCAAUGGGUAAAGAAGGAGAUUUUGUGUACAAAGAAGUAAUCAAAUCACCCACUGCCUCCCGCAUCUCCCUCGGGAAAAAGGUGAAAUCGGUGAAAGAGACAAUGAGGAAAAGAAUGUCUAAAAAGUACAGCAGUUCUGUCUCUGAGCAGGACUCUGGCCUGGAUGGAAUGCCCGGCUCUCCUCCCUCUUCACAGCCUGACUCUGAACACAUGGACAAACCCAAGCUCAAAGCUGGGGGUUCCGUAGAAAGUCUUCGCAGUUCUCUGAGUGGGCAGAGCUCCAUGAGUGGCCAAACAGUCAGUACCACCGACUCCUCAACCAGCAACAGGGAAAGCGUCAAGUCGGAAGACGGCGAUGAUGAAGAGCCGCCCUACCGGGGCCCCUUCUGCGGGCGCGCCAGGGUGCACACCGACUUCACCCCCAGCCCCUACGACACAGACUCGCUCAAGCUCAAGAAAGGAGAUAUCAUUGAUAUAAUCAGCAAACCGCCCAUGGGGACCUGGAUGGGCCUGCUGAACAACAAAGUUGGCACGUUCAAAUUCAUCUACGUGGACGUGCUGAAUGAGGAUGAAGAGAAGCCCAAGCGCCCCACCAGGAGGAGGAGAAAAGGAAGACCACCCCAGCCCAAAUCUGUGGAGGACCUCCUCGAUCGGAUUAACCUGAAAGAGCACAUGCCCACUUUCCUGUUCAAUGGGUAUGAAGAUUUGGACACCUUCAAGCUGCUGGAGGAGGAGGACUUGGACGAGUUAAAUAUCAGGGACCCAGAACACAGAGCUGUUCUCUUGACAGCAGUGGAGCUGUUACAGGAAUAUGACAGUAACAGCGACCAGUCAGGAUCCCAGGAGAAGCUGCUCGUGGAUAGCCAGGGCCUGAGUGGAUGCUCCCCCCGAGACUCGGGGUGCUACGAAAGCAGUGAGAACCUGGAAAAUGGCAAGACUCGGAAAACCAGCCUCCUGUCUGCCAAGUCAUCCACCGAGUCCAGCCUGAAGUCUUUCAAGAGGAACCAGCUGGGCAACUACCCGACACUGCCUUUGACGAAGUCAGCGGGCGGCGCGCUGAAGCAGGGAGAGGAGGAGGGCAGGCUGGGCGGUGGCCUCCGCCAGGACGCUUCCAAGGGCUGUGACCCGCCAGGUGUGACCGGUUUGACUAAAAACCGAAGAAGCCUUCCGGUUUCCAUCUGUCGGAGCUGCGAGACCCUGGAGGGCCCCCAGGCUGUGGAGACUUGGCCCCGUUCCCAUUCCCUGGAUGACCUUCAAGGAGAGCCUGGUGCUGAACGAGAUGUGCCUACUGAGGUGGCAGAACCCUCCCCUCAGAUUGUCCCGGAAGUGCCACAAAAGACAAGCGCCUCUGCCACGAAGCUCCAGCCUCCCACGCGAGAUUCUGCUGUCGACAAUGCACUGCUACUGACCCAAAGCAAGAGAUUUUCUGAACCUCAGAAAACGACUACUAAGAAAGCAGAGGGCUCAAUAGCAGCCUCUCACCGCGGCUCGGCACCUCCUCAGUGUUUGCCCAGGAGCUACGAUGCGCAACCUCCCGGAGCUAGACACGCUUUCCCAAGGACGCCUCUUGAGGGUCACGGAAAAGGACACGAUUUGGAAGGAACAUACCAUCCCCCCAGCACCAAAGAAGGGGUAGAGGCUGAACAGAGGGUCCCUGAGGCCAGAACGCAGCCAAAAAAUCCGUCACAGCCUCCACCUGUUCCUGCCAAAAAGAGCAGAGAACGCCUUGCUAACGGCCUGCACCCUGUUCCUGCGGGCCCUGGCGGGACCCUCCCCAGUCCCGACGCUCCCUGCCUGCCAGCGAAAAAGGGCAGCCUCGCCAGCCCCGCCAGCCCCGCCAGCCCCAGUGACUGUCCCCCGGCGCUGGCUGCGAGGCCUCCCUCCGGGCAGGAGGCCGGCAGCCCACCAAGCACAAGACCACCCCCCUGGCUCUCAGAGCUCCCGGAGAGCGCGAGCCUUCAGGAGCACGGCGUGAAGCUGGGCCCGGCUCUGACCAGGAAGGUCUCCUGUGCCCGGGGAGUGGACCUGGAAAUGCUCACUGAGAACAAGCUACACGCGGAAGGCAUCGAUCUCACUGAGGAGCCGUAUUCUGAUAAGCACGGCCGCUGUGGGAUUCCUGAGGCCCUGGUACAGAGAUAUGCAGAGGACUUGGACCAGCCCGAGAGGGACGUCGCCACCAACAUGGACCAGAUCCGGGUGAAGCUGCUGCGGAAGCAGCAUCGCAUGGCGAUCCCAAGUGGUGGGCUCACAGAAAUCUGUAGAAAGCCUGUCUCUCCUGGAUGCAUUGCGUCUGUGUCGGACUGGCUCAUUUCCAUCGGUCUGCCCAUGUAUACCAGCACCCUCUCUGCAGCAGGGGUCAGCACGCUGAGCCGAGUGCCUUCUCUGUCCCACACUUGCCUUCAGGAGGCCGGCAUCACAGAGGAGAGACACAUAAGAAAGCUCCUAUCCGCAGCCAGACUCUUCAAACUGCCGCCAGGCCCCGAGGCCAUGUAGCCAGGCCCUCCCUGGGCAAGAGCCACCCUUUCACUGUGCUUACGAUGCUGAUGCAAUUCCUCCAUCUCUGGACAUGCAGACCAGAUCCAGAAGAAAGGCCUGGCGUGUGGCCAAACAGAAUGCAAAAACUUGGCACAGGACUGAGGACCCUCUCUUCCAGAAAAGCCCCCUCAAGGAAAUUAGUGCUGUUCUCUUUGACCUUCAAAGAAAAGACAAGCACUUAUUUUUAUUUUCAGAAUGCAGAAGAUGCCAACUGGCUACAAAUGCUGUGCCUCCAGUCUGUUUUUGUGCACUGGCAGAGGCUGGGAGGAGUGGGAGGACCGCCUGUUCCAUUUAUGACAGUGCCCUUGCCCUUCUGUCACCCUGAGGAUGCUGAGGGCCAGACGGGCUUAGCUAGGCCAAAGGAACAGAUUAUUGUACACUAUUGACCAUGCUCAUUUGUUCAAAAGUUAGAACAUCUGGCUGCACCAGGAAAAAAAAAGUCCUAUUCUCCUUUAGAUAAACAAGAGACAUUUUAAUAAUUGCUUUCUAGCAAUCAGCUUUUAUUUGCCUUAAUAUAAGCGUUUAAGCAGUUAUCUAUCUAGUGCCCACAAUCCUGUAACCGUAGUUCCAAAUCUUCAGCUUAGACUGCCAUCUAACUAACGUCUGGGAUGUCUUCAGCAAAAGUGGGCUUUUCUAAUAUCUCAUUCUAACAUGGCUUAUUUUGUAGGGGUGUUCGUCAGGCACACAUUUCACCUUGGCUUUUGGUUUUUAAACUAACUACAAAUCUAGUAGAAAGCUAUCUGGAAUUCACAAAGAUAUCAUGCGAGUGCGCGCGUGCGCGUGUGUGUGUGUGUGUGUGUGUGUGUGUUUAUAGUACCUACCUUUCGUUUUAAUCAGUUUAGUAUUGUUGCCAUGUUGGUCAUUGCGCUGCAGUAUUGACUUGGAACCUGACCAUUUCCAUUCCAAAAUUCAUUCAUCAGCUAACGGAUCACCUUUGCAAAAGGUCAUCGUAAGGCUGCAUAUUUCAGAGAGAAGAGUUUAAAAAGGGAAGAAGUUUAUGUUUUUUAAAAGUUUUCUCAGUUUUAUAAUUAAGAUGUUGUUCUCCUUCUUAUUUACACAAUUCUUUUAAUUCAAACAAAGGUUCUUUAUGGAGCCAGACAAACAUUAGCCAUAUGUUAAGUAUGUGCAUAUUUCAUUUGUUUUCCAACUGAGUUCAGCAUAUUCUAUCCUCUUUUAGUCUAGUGUCAGAUUUUCUAGUAAACAGCAAAUUUAUACAACUAAACUAUUAAGGUUUCCAUUUCUUACAAAAUGAUUUUCCUUUACAUUCUCAUCGUGAGCACUAUUUUAAGCAUCAAAAUGUGAUCAUUUAUAAUAGAAAUACCUUGACGCAAGGCCUUGGUCGAAAGUUCUACAAUAUUUCAUCUACUUAUUAAAACGAAUGAUUUCCCUGGGGGGGUGGGGGGAAGUGAUUUCAUUCAUCACAAAGCCAUUCUGAGCAUGUGCUUUAUCUCUGGAUCCAUGUUUCUAAGGAAAAGGACAUUCUCAGGUGAUGUAUUUUUUUUCACGCUUUGGUAUGCAUUUUUAAAAAUAAUGUUUGUUUCUUUAAUAAUAUUUCACCUUCUAUAGGAUGCCAUGUGAAGAAGUUGUGGACAUGUAGAAUAAAAAGGUAAAGCUGCCAAAUUUCUAUUGAACUCUUAAAAACAACUCACUUUUGUCCUCUUGGGUUGUGGCCUAGCCCAUUUGGAAUGUAAUGAGGCUGCCGGGUUCUCCCAUAACUAGAGCAUUCAGCGAAUUUCACGUGCAGUGGUGGAGAUGGGUGCCGUAAAACGGGCUUCUCGUCCUGCUUUCGGAAUACCUGGGCUUGACUUUCUGACGUUCUGAUGAGAUUCUGCUCAUUGUUUAAGCUGAGCAAAAACACCACACAGAAGUCAUGCAAAAGGUAACGAAGGAGAGGGAGAGAUCUCAUGUGAAUUUCCAAAUUGUAGUUCAUUCUCAGUGUAGGAUUUUCAUUUAGAUAAAGGUAACACCAGAAAAGGGAACUUUCUGGAGUUUUUGAGAAUGCCAAACCAUAUUUUUAUCACUAUUCUUUGGAAAGCAAUGCCUUUGCAAAGCAAGUCAAAUUCAGGGACCGUAAAUAAUUUUAAGUGGAAAUGUCUAAUCUGAGGGGUCUGAGGUUGUUUUUACUAUAUUGCUUAAAAAUUUUUUUAUAUAUAUCUGUAGUGUUUAUUUGGUCUUCUUUUGCUUUAAACUUUGAAUUUGGUCUGAGAAAAGCCUGAAUGUUUGUGUGUGACAUUUGACUGAGGUGGGUUAGGGCCACCUGUGGAUGUUAGCAGACAGGUGGUUGGCUUCAGCAAUAUCCAGUUUUAAUCAGUUGUUUUGGGUACAGAAUUUUGAGUAACAGUGAAAAUUGUUGUCUUUGGAAAGCACAAAAGAAACCUGGAAAGGCAGUUCGGCUCAGGUAGCUACACAUCACAUAGUGUAUAAUUUUUACGUCAAAGCUGGCUGGACGGAAGUACAGCCAGCUCCAACUACUAUUUACAUUCCCAGAUAACCAAGAAGCAGAUAUCUUUUCAUGGCCUUGCCUUAGUCAGAGGCCCUUUUCUCUGUCCUGACCCAAGGUAUGGGUGAAAUAGGAAAUUACUAGUCUAGUGGAAAUCAGUUCCUGAUACAGUAAAGUUUGCUUUCAUAACUGCAGCAAAAGAGGUCACCUUGCCAAGUCACUGCUGCAUGUGUGUACUGUGUUAUUUUCAGAAAAAAAUCUAAUAGUCUGAGUCCAAGUUAUCUUGAUUUUAAAUUGAUAGAGAAAAGAAACUGUCAAGCAAGUUAUAUAACAACUAACAACAUUGCACUUUCUGUAUAUGAAAUCAAUAUUUAAAUAACUUAUUUUUCUCCAUUGCUGUUCUUAAACAUUGUAAGUAGCUGUAAUAUACCAGUACCAAUAUGUUCUUGCAAUUGCUUCAGCCCAAGAAAGCUGUGUAUUGUUUUAAAAAUUGUAAAAAUUAUUGUGACGAUUCAUUUAGCAAAAAGAAAGGUGGACAGAGGGUUUCCCUGUGUAUCAAAACUUGUCUAUAAUUAUGUCAUCUAUGUACCUAGAAAAAAAAGUAAAUAAAUUCCUUCAGUUGAA
Molecule: messenger RNA, 6891 nt
Organism: Propithecus coquereli (Coquerel's sifaka)
Lineage: Eukaryota; Metazoa; Chordata; Mammalia; Primates; Indriidae
Gene: SASH1
Product: SAM and SH3 domain containing 1
Exons: 20
Coding region: 39-3785 (1248 amino acids)
Molecular function (GO): protein binding
Source: RefSeq, a predicted model, not a curated record